Molecule: messenger RNA, 576 nt
Organism: Acytostelium subglobosum LB1
Lineage: Eukaryota; Evosea; Eumycetozoa; Acytosteliales; Acytosteliaceae
Exons: 5
Coding region: 1-576 (191 amino acids)
Biological process (GO): endoplasmic reticulum to Golgi vesicle-mediated transport
Cellular component (GO): trans-Golgi network; membrane
Source: RefSeq, a predicted model, not a curated record
AUGAACCUACCACAACAGAGCAGCCUACCAAUGAAUACAUUGGAUGAACCAGUUUAUAAGACCAUUCUUAGAGAUAUCAAGACUGUUGGAUAUAAGUUAUAUCAUGUUAUAUUGCCUCGUGGAAAUGCUGUUUCAGUACUGAGGGACUGGGACCUUUGGGGUCCAUUGCUUCUAUGUCUUCUAAUGGCAAUUAUGCUUAGUACAUCUGCAAAGGACGAUCAACGUGCACUGGUAUUCGCUUUGGUGUUCGUAGUUGUAUGGGUAGGCGCAGGUGUAGUAACAAUCAAUGCUCAACUACUUGGCGGUAAUCUAUCACUGUUUCAGAGUGUCUGUGUUCUAGGCUACUGUGUCUUCCCAUUGACAAUAGCAACAUUUGUCAUCUGGGUCGUUCAACUCUUCAUUCACAACCUGCACAUUCUGAUCAAGUUGCCAAUUGUUGGAGGAUGUCUAUUCUGGUCAACCUUUGCAUCAUAUGGAUUCUUGGCAUCAUCAGUUCCACCCAGUCGAAAGGCAUUGGCAGCAUAUCCAGUGUUGUUGUUUUAUGUCUUCAUUGCAUGGAUGGUAGUUGUCCAGUAA